AUGGUCGACAUAAACGAUCAUCCUCGCUUGGCUGUUAUUGACUCGGAAAAGGGGCUUGUUGGCGAGGAAAAUGUCGCAAUUCAAGGAAGCGACAACUCCGGUGCCGCAGCACCGCUUUCGAUUAGCGAUCACGAAACUUCAGAGCUUGAUAAUGAGAGGAAUCAAGGGACGAGUAAAGGCUUGGUCUUCGGGAGUUGUGCGAAAUUUCUAGGUCUGGCGUUCAAGAAAUCUCACUUGGAACCUCUCAACAAUGACCAACCACCGGAUGGAGGGAUCAAAGCCUGGACUGUUGUUUUCUUCGCACAUCAAACUGGUUUCAAUACCUUUGGCUUCUUGAAUGCAUAUGGAGUACUACAGAAUCAUUAUGUCGCAGCACUGCACCUUCCUCCAUCGACAAUCUCAUGGAUCGGUUCGUUGAACGCCUUUCUCAUGCUAGUCCUUGGAGCGUUCUCAGGACGUCUCUCAGACGCGGGAUACUUCCAUCAACUUUUGUUCCUGGGGACAUCUCUCCAAAUCAUUGGCUUUUUUACCGCCGCCAUAUCAACCACAUAUUGGCAAAUCCUGCUUUCUCACAGUUUAUGUCUGGGAAUUGGAGGAGGACUUAUUUUCGUCCCGACAAUGAGCAUUGCAGGUACUUACUUCUCGAAGAAGCGGCCUUUCGCCCUCGCCAUCGUCGCUCUUGGGAACUCAGUUGGAGGUCUUGUGUUUGCGGCAAUCUUGCAGAACGUUCUUCCAAGCUUAGGUUAUUCGUGGGCUAUGCGCAUCUGUGGUUUCGUGGUGAUGGCCACCAGUCUUCCCGCCAAUUUUGUGCUUAAGCCGAUGAAGUUGAGGAGAGCGAAAGGGCCGAUCAUCGAAUUGGGGGCCUUUAAAGAGCUGGAGUACAGUCUAUUUUGUACUGCUAUGUUUUUAACGUUCAUGGGGAUGUGGGUGCCGGUGUUCUAUCUUGGCUCGUUUGGGAGAAACAUCAUUGGAAUCGAUGACAAAGCUGCGGCUUCUUUGAUUCUGAUCAUCAAUGGCGUCGGAGUAGCAGGACGACUUAUUCCCGCAAUCCUCGCAUCUAAAGUUGGGCCUCUAAAUCUCAUGAUUCCGCUCACUUUUCUGCCAGGCCUCAUUCUCUUCUGCUGGGCUUCAGUACAUACUCAAGCCUCGCUCUUGCUCUUUGACACAUUCUAUGGAUUCCUCAUGGCAUCAGGCCAGGGCAUGCUUCCUCCUUCUCUGGGAAGUCUGACGAAAGAUCCGUCCAAGAUGGGAGUUAGGUUCGGAAUGGUGUUUUCGAUAUGCGGAUUUGCACUGUUGGUUGGACAGCCACUCGCUGGUGCUUUGAUUGAAGCUCAUGGGGGUGGUUACUUGUAUGCGCAGAUGUAUGCAGGGGCUGGUAUGAUGAUGGGGGUGAUAUUUAUGAUUGCGGCAAGGAUGAAGAUUGUUGGCUGGGUUUGGAAAGUCAAAAUAUAA
This is a messenger RNA of Cadophora gregata, 1452 nucleotides long. RefSeq lists its product as uncharacterized. Gene Ontology annotation, cellular component: fungal-type vacuole membrane. NCBI's taxonomy places the organism in Eukaryota, Fungi, Ascomycota, Leotiomycetes, Helotiales, Ploettnerulaceae. Gene Ontology annotation, biological process: transmembrane transport. Bases 1 to 1452 code for a protein of 483 amino acids. The transcript has 3 exons. The record is from RefSeq and is a predicted model, not a curated record. Gene Ontology annotation, molecular function: transmembrane transporter activity.